AGCAGGAAGCGCGCGCGCAGCCGCUCAGCUCCCGGGCGCCUCCGGACCCGCUGCGCCAAGCGCGCCAGCCUGACCCGGCGUGCGUCCCCACGAGGAAAGUGACCCCCCGCGCGACGCUUCGCCACCCCUGGCCAGGAGAACGCCGAGCCCUCGCUCGCCCUCCAGUCCCACAGUUCGCGCGCCAUGGACGCCCUAGAGCCUCAGCCCGACCCCGACGGCAGGGACGCCCCAGGCCACGAGUCCGGGGGCAGCCCCCAGGACGAGUUGGACUUCUCCAUCCUCUUCGACUAUGACUAUGACUAUUUGAAUCCCAUCGAAGAACUUCGCCAAUAAUGUCACCUCGAACCAGCCUCGCCGAGGACAGCUGCCUGGGCCGCCACUCGCCCGUGCCCCGUCCAGCCUCCCGUUCUUCGUCGCCUGGUGCCAAGCGGAGGCAUUCGUGCGCAGAGGCCUUGGUUACCCUGCUGCCCGGAGCCUCACCCCAGCGCUCCCGGAGCCCCUCGCCGCAGCCCUUGCCUCACGUGGCUCCCCAGGACAACGGCGCCCGGGCUGGGUACCCACCCACAGCUGGCUCUGCCGUCCUCAUGGAUGCCCUGAACAGCCUCUCAGCGGACUCCCCCUGCGGAAUCCCCACCAAGAUGUGGAAGACCAGCCCCGACCCAUCACCGGUGUCUGCUGCCCCUUCCAAGGCAGGCCUGCCUCGCCACCUUUACCCCGCUGUGGAAUUCCUCGGGCCCUGCGAGCCGGAGGAGAGGAGAAACUCCGCCCCCGAGUCCAUCUUGCUAGUGCCGCCCACUUGGCCCAAGCAACUAGUGCCUGCUAUUCCCAUCUGCAGCAUCCCGGUGACUGCAUCCCUUCCUCCACUUGAGUGGCCAUUAUCCAACCAGUCAGGCUCCUAUGAGCUGCGAAUUGAGGUGCAACCCAAGCCGCAUCACCGGGCCCACUACGAGACGGAAGGCAGCCGAGGGGCCGUCAAAGCUCCAACUGGCGGUCACCCUGUGGUCCAGCUCCAUGGCUACAUGGAAAACAAGCCUCUGGGCCUUCAGAUCUUCAUUGGGACAGCCGAUGAGCGUAUCCUCAAGCCCCACGCUUUCUACCAGGUGCACCGGAUCACCGGGAAGACCGUCACCACCACCAGCUAUGAGAAGAUUGUGGGCAACACCAAAGUCCUGGAGAUCCCGCUGGAGCCAAAAAACAACAUGAGAGCAACCAUCGAUUGUGCAGGAAUCCUGAAGCUCAGGAACGCCGACAUUGAACUGAGGAAAGGCGAGACCGACAUCGGGAGAAAGAACACACGUGUGCGGCUUGUUUUCCGGGUACACAUCCCAGAGUCUAGUGGGAGGAUCGUCUCCUUGCAAACUGCAUCUAACCCCAUCGAGUGUUCCCAGCGGUCUGCUCAUGAGCUGCCCAUGGUUGAGAGACAAGACAUCGAUAGCUGCCUGGUCUACGGGGGUCAGCAGAUGAUCCUCACGGGGCAAAACUUCACGGCCGAGUCCAAAGUCAUGUUUACUGAGAAGACCACAGAUGGGCAGCAAAUUUGGGAGAUGGAAGCCACAGUGGAUAAAGACAAGAGCCAGCCUAACAUGCUUUUUGUUGAGAUCCCUGAGUACCGGAACAAACAUACCCGCACAUCUGUGAAGGUGAACUUCUAUGUCAUCAACGGGAAAAGGAAACGAAGUCAACCCCAGCACUUUACCUACCACCCAGUUCCAGCCAUCAAGACGGAGCCCACCGAUGAGUAUGACCCAACUUUGAUCUGCAGCCCCGCCCAUGGUGGCCUGGGGAGCCAGCCGUACUACCCGCAGCAUCCGAUGGUGGCCGAGUCGCCUUCCUGUCUUGUGGCCACCAUGGCUCCCUGCCAGCAGUUCCGCUCUGGGCUCUCGUCCGCAGAUGCCUGCUACCAGCAGCAGAAUCCAGCAGCUGUCCUCUACCAACGGAGCAAGAGCCUGAGCCCCAGCCUGCUGGGCUACCAACAGCCGGCCCUCAUGGCCGCCCCUCUGUCCAUUGCGGAUGCCCACCGCUCUGUGCUGGUGCAUGCUGGCUCCCAGGGCCAGAGCGCGGCCCUGCUGCACCCAUCUCCGGCCAAUCAGCAGGCUGCACCGGUGAUCCACUACUCACCCACCAAUCAGCAGCUGCGCUGUGGGGGUCACCAGGAGCUCCAGCAUAUCAUGUGCUGUGAGAAUUUCACACCCGGUGCCACUAGGCCCGGCCAGCCCCCGGUCAGCCAAGGUCAGAGGUUAAGUCCGGGCUCCUUCCCCACCGUCAUUCAGCAGCAGAAUGCCACUAGCCAAAGAGCCGCCAAAAACGGACCCCCAGUCAGUGACCAAAAGGAAGUGUUACCUGCAGGAGUGACAAUUAAACAGGAGCAGAACCUGGACCAGACCUACCUGGAUGACGAGCUGAUAGACACACACCUUAGCUGGAUACAAAACAUAUUAUGAAACAGAAUGACUGUGCUCUUUGAUCCGAGAAAUCAAAGUUGAAGUUAAUGAAAUUAUCAGGAAGGAGUUUUCAAGACCUCCCACCAGAAAUCAGACGUAGACGAUGCCAUUAGCAAGAAACCUUCCAUAUCUGAUCCCUCGGAGACCUUCUACUGUGCCACACCUCUGUUCCCUUUCCAUCUCUCGACCCGGUGUCCACUGCAGAACAAUGUACUGGCUAACAUAGACUCUACACACAGGAGCUCGCCAUCUCCACUCU
Chrysochloris asiatica (Cape golden mole) is the source of this 2700-nucleotide messenger RNA. RefSeq names its product nuclear factor of activated T-cells, cytoplasmic, calcineurin-dependent 2 (gene NFATC2). Gene Ontology annotation, biological process: cytokine production; calcineurin-NFAT signaling cascade; regulation of transcription by RNA polymerase II. Gene Ontology annotation, cellular component: transcription regulator complex. The record is from RefSeq and is a predicted model, not a curated record. The transcript is spliced from 11 exons. Lineage: Eukaryota; Metazoa; Chordata; Mammalia; Afrosoricida; Chrysochloridae. Bases 333 to 2441 code for a protein of 702 amino acids. Gene Ontology annotation, molecular function: RNA polymerase II cis-regulatory region sequence-specific DNA binding; transcription factor binding; DNA-binding transcription factor activity, RNA polymerase II-specific.